GACUCGACCGGCCCACGCUUCCCGCCAGUCCGGUAACCCUGAGGCUGCGGCGCGGCGGUCACUGCGCCGGGGUAGUGGGCCCCAGUGUUGCGCUCUCUGGCCGUUCGUUACAGCUCUGCUCCAGGCUCCAGUGCAGGGGGCGUAGUGGGAUAUGGCCAACUCGGGCUGCAAGGACGUCACGGGUCCAGAUGAGGAGAGUUUUCUGUACUUUGCCUACGGCAGCAACCUGCUGACAGAGAGGAUCCACCUCCGAAACCCCUCGGCGGCGUUCUUCUGUGUGGCCCGCCUGCAGGAUUUUAAGCUUGACUUUGGCAAUUCCCAAGGCAAAACAAGUCAAACUUGGCAUGGAGGGAUAGCCACCAUUUUUCAGAGUCCUGGCGAUGAAGUGUGGGGAGUAGUAUGGAAAAUGAACAAAAGCAAUUUAAAUUCUCUGGAUGAGCAAGAAGGGGUUAAAAGUGGAAUGUAUGUUGUAAUAGAAGUUAAAGUUGCAACUCAAGAAGGAAAAGAAAUAACCUGUCGAAGUUAUCUGAUGACAAAUUACGAAAGUGCUCCCCCAUCCCCACAGUAUAAAAAGGUGGAGAAAGAAACGUCACACUGCCUUUCAGAAUCAGGGAAAUCACCCUUGCAAGCACAAGACAAGAAUGUGGGAUAGAGACCCCAAAAUUCCUGUUCAGAACCUAAGCUUAGCUCUCUGUUGGCAGGCCCAAUCAGGUCAUGGCACCUGUAAUAGGUAAUCUGGUUCCUAGGCCUCGUCUGGAAUUUUUUAGUAUGAAACCUAGAGAAAUUAGCCUGGUAUAGAUUAUGAAAGUACCGCUAAACACAGUUGCCAUUUAUUCCCCCAUGUCCAAUUCAGAGCAAGGGUAAACUCUGGCAUUGUAACCGAAACUGCUCUCUGUAAACUUUAAAUUUUUUUUGAAGAAUGGUAUUUUUUUUCUUAAAAGGUCAUAUAAAUUCUAUAUAGAUAUGUUUGUCUUAAUAUUAAAAUAUUUAAAAUCAUAUAUUGAGAAAGUUGAUAUUCCAUGAGGAUGCUUCAUUUGGCUUUGAAAACUCCAUACACAUUCAUGCUCAGUGUGAGAGGAAUGAUGGUAUUCUAUUUUAUAUAAUUGUUUAUUCUAGAGUUAUCUGAAAGCUAAUACUUCAUACUUUGAGAAGGCAAAUAAAGCUGUGGUAUGGUACAUUAAAUUAUAUUCCUAACUGAAAGGGUUUUUUUGUUUGUUUGUUUUAACCAUUUCCAGAUUAUUUGCAUGGGUGCAAAAGAAAAUGGUUUGCCGCUGGAGUAUCAAGAGAAGUUAAAAGCAAUAGAACCAAAUGACUAUACAGGAAAGGUCUCAGAAGAAAUUGAAGACAUCAUCAAAAAGGGGGAAACACAAACUCUUUAGAACAUAACAGAAUAUAUCUAAGGGUAUUCUAUGUGCUAAUAUAAAAUAUUUUUAACACUUGAGAACAGGGAUCUGGGGGAUCUCCAUGUUUGAUCCAUUUUCAGCAGUGCUCUGAAGGAGUAUCUUACUUGGGUGAUUCCUUGUUUUCAGACUAUAAAAAGAAACUGAGAUAGCAGUUAGACAAUUUAAAAGGGGUGUAUGAGGGCCUGAAAUAUGUGACAAAUGAAUGUGAGUACCCCUUCUGUGAACACUGAAAGCUAUUCUCUUGAAUUGAUCUUAAGUGUCUCCUUGCUCUGGUAAAAGAUAGAUUUGUAGCUCACUUGAUGAUGGUGCUGGUGAAUUGCUCUGCUCUGUCUGAGAUUUUUAAAAAUCAGCUUAAUGAGAGUAAUCUGCAGACAAUUGAUAAUAACAUUUUGAAAAUUGGAAAGAUGGUAUACUGUUUUCAGAGGAAUAAAUGUAUCUGUGGUUUAA
This is a messenger RNA of Pan troglodytes (chimpanzee), 1850 nucleotides long. RefSeq names its product gamma-glutamylcyclotransferase (gene GGCT). The transcript is spliced from 4 exons. NCBI's taxonomy places the organism in Eukaryota, Metazoa, Chordata, Mammalia, Primates, Hominidae. The coding region runs from base 152 to 652 and encodes 166 amino acids. The record is from RefSeq and is a predicted model, not a curated record. Gene Ontology annotation, molecular function: gamma-glutamylcyclotransferase activity.